AUCGAUCCAACCGGCCAGAGAGCGAAUUUGUGUUGGUCUCAACCAUCGGGUUCUGCGGCCCAGUUCUCGGGACAGAUUGCCGUCCGAGGUUCAACCUUUGGAUGGGUAAAAAGAACCCUUUCUGGGAACGGAGUGUUUCCCCUCUCAGUGGCAUGACAUUUGUGUGUAAUAUGUGUGUGUGCCUAAUUCUCACGUGGGGUGGUCUCUCGCUACAAUGGCCGAUUCCUCCCCGAUCUCAUCUCUACCUGAGUAGCACACAAAAUGAUGUAGGAAUCGCAAAUCGAACCAGGGGUCCAAGUGUCCUUUUGUUCGCCUUGGGCUGCAAAUUCAUGCCCGGCAUUUCCGAAAGCACAGACCGGCCUUCACACGGAAAGCCAUUUGCGACAAAGCGAUGUCCAGCUCAGCGGUCUGCAGAAUGCAGUACUACUGUACGCAGUCGGAUCGGAUUUGACAGGCACCUUUCGAAGGUGUCAAUGUCACACAAGCACAGUCUAGAUUUGAAUGAACCCUGGAGAAGGCGCACACCAAUGUUUGGCCACUUCCCCGGAUCAGUUCCCCGUCAGUGACUAAGCUUCGUAUCUGUCACUUUGCGAGGCAAGACAGCAUUUGUUCCAGACACGAUAGAUAAGCCAAGUCUCCUGCAUUCCAAAAAGAGAUCCGUAUAUAUCCGUUCUGCGUGGCGUUCCGUCCACUCGAGACCCAUGUUUGCAAGACAGCUCUCGAGUCGGGUUGCCUUACAUUUGUACAUUUGCGCUGUUGUCGAUCUUGCGCCAUCAACUGUGCUUGCGCAAUU
Molecule: messenger RNA, 793 nt
Organism: Aspergillus homomorphus CBS 101889
Lineage: Eukaryota; Fungi; Ascomycota; Eurotiomycetes; Eurotiales; Aspergillaceae
Exons: 2
Coding region: 102-566 (154 amino acids)
Source: RefSeq, a predicted model, not a curated record